AUGGACAGCGACUUCAUCGACGAGGAAUUCGUGUACGGAAAAGAGAUAGAAAAAAUAAAAAAAAAAAAAGAAGAAAUAUUAGACUGUCUCAAAAGUGUGGUAGACCCGGACUUAAAAAAAAAUAUUGUGGAAUUAAAUUUUGUGCGCAACUUAAAAAUUAAAGAAACGGACAGUGGGAAGUAUAUCAUUGACUUUGACUUGAACCUGACGACCCCUGCUUGUCCUGUGAAGGAUGAACUGUUGGCCGAAUGCCAGAACAAAUUGGCUAACUACGAAUGGAUUCAGGAGACAAACAUUAACACCACGUUUCUAAGCUUCAAUGAACAUGAUGAAGAAGACAGAAGGAAUAAAAAAAAAAAUAAAAAAAUUGAAAAUGUGAUAGUUGUGUACAGUUGCAAAGGUGGAGUUGGCAAGUCCUUCUUUUCAGUGAAUUUUGCCUUUUACUUAAAAAAAAAAGGGGCAACUGUGGGGCUACUAGAUGCGGACAUUAAUGGGCCCAGCCUUCCGACCUUGCUCCCCAUUGGACAUACCUAUGCCAGGUUUAACAGUGUCCCGCGAAGGAACAGUAAAAUAUUUUACGACAGGGACACGGGGAAGAGGGAAAGUGGUGUGGGUGAUGCGGCGGGAGAAAACGCAGGGGGGCAGGUUGACGAGCUCAGCGACUACGACACAGACCAACUCGCUGUGCAACAAAAUGACCGCCUUCUGGAGGAUCCCCUUAUCGAGCCAAUUCUCUACGGCGGUGUGAAGCUCAUGUCUUACGCAUAUAUAAAGAAGCAGAAGAACUUAGGGUUCUCGUCUUUUAGGGGACCCAUCCUAAACGAGUUGAUAAAGGAAUUCAUAAACCAAGUAGACUGGGGAGUGCUGGACUAUUUAAUAAUUGACCUACCCCCUGGAACAAACGACAUACAUUUAAAUCUGUUCGAGUCGGAGUAUGUGGAUGGGGUCCUCAUGAUAACGACUCCAAACGAUCUCUCCAUUAAUGACGUAAAGAAAGGUAUAAAUAUGUGUAACCAUUUUAACGUGCCAAUUGUAGGUCUGGUAAUAAACAUGAGCUCCUUCAUAUGUGAUGGCUGUGAAAAGAAGCACCUGCUUUUUAACAACUGCGAUUUGAAUGAACUGAAAGAAGAAUUUAAUAACGUGUACGAGGUGCCUUUUCAUUCUUUGCUCAGCAAAAAUGUUUAUAAUGAUGAGCAGACAGGAGAAAGGAAAUUCCCCUUUAUUAUUUCAUUUGAAAAUCACCACCUGGUUCAGCUGUUGGAGAAUGUGUUUCAAAGUUUAACUCGAGAAAUAGCGAUGAUAAAAUUUCAGCACAAAUUAAAUUUGCCGUCCAUUCAGAUUUAUAAAAAAAAUUUUCUACAAUUAUCUUUCGACUCGAUUGACCACAAAUUUGUUUUUUCGGAUGACGUGUUGGUUUGCCACCACAUUUUUCUGAGCUUGCGUUUGCCUGGCGACAACGCCUUGUGCAGGGCGGGUGGCAGCGCCUCCUUCGAGUGGUAA
Molecule: messenger RNA, 1500 nt
Organism: Plasmodium fragile
Lineage: Eukaryota; Apicomplexa; Aconoidasida; Haemosporida; Plasmodiidae
Exons: 2
Coding region: 1-1500 (499 amino acids)
Biological process (GO): iron-sulfur cluster assembly
Molecular function (GO): 4 iron, 4 sulfur cluster binding; ATP-dependent FeS chaperone activity; ATP binding
Source: RefSeq, a predicted model, not a curated record